Knipowitschia caucasica is the source of this 2154-nucleotide messenger RNA. NCBI's taxonomy places the organism in Eukaryota, Metazoa, Chordata, Actinopteri, Gobiiformes, Gobiidae. The record is from the annotation of a GenBank genome assembly.
AUGUCUCCGUCUUUGGCGCGCUCAGCUCCCAGCGAGCUCAACCAUUGGUGGACACAGCUCCGGUUUCGCCUUCAGAACAAAAAAGGAUGGAACGAGAUGUUGGACGAGACGUUUCUGAUGCACACCAAGAACAUCAACGAUAUCCCUCUUUUCUACGCGGCAAAGACCAACAGUGUGGGCUGCAUCAAGAAGCUGCUCAGCUCCUCCUCCACCAACAUCUUUGAGAGAGGUGCUCUGGGGGAGACGGCUCUGCACGUGGCUGUUAUGCACGACAACAUGGAGGCAGCUGUGGCUCUGAUGGACGGAGCUCCAGAACUGAUCAACGAACCCAUGACGUCCGAGCUCUUUCAAGGCGUGACACCGCUGCACAUCACUGUCAUCAACCAGAACUUAAAGCUGGUGCAUCAGCUGAUCAGCAGAGGAGGCGACGCGGCCACGCCCAGAGUCACCGGCCUGUACUUCAGAAAGAGGAUCGGAGGACUCAUGUACUACGGGGAGCAUGUCCUGUCGUUUGCAGCCUGUGCCGGUAAUGAGGACAUCAUCUCCAUGGUGAUAGAUGCCGGGGCGAGCACCCGAGUCCAGGAUUAUCGAGGUAACACUGUUCUCCACAUCCUGGUGCUGCAGCCCAACAAGACGAUUGCGUGCCAGGCCAUGGACCUGAUCAUGGCCCGGGACGCUGAGCUGGACCAUGCCUUGCCCCUUGACAUGGUGCCCAACUACCGCGGACUCACGCCCUUCAAAAUGGCCGCCAAAGAAGGCAACACAGUGGCCUUUCAGCAUCUUGUGAACAAGCGGCGGGUCGUGCAGUGGACUCUGGGGCCUCUGACCUCAAACCUGUUCGACCUCUCGGAGAUCGACUCUUGGGCAGACAACAUGUCUGUGCUGGAGCUCAUCGUGGGGAGCCAUCAGAGAGAAGCCAGAAGGAUCCUGGAGGUGACCCCUGUGCGACAGCUGGUCAGUCUCAAAUGGACACUUUAUGGCAAACACUACUUCAGGCUCCUGAUGCUGCUCUAUUUACUUUAUAUUGGCACGUUCACAUUAUGCUGCUCAUACCGCCCUCUAAAGGAUGCUCCGGAGAAUUACACCCAGUCAGACAUGGACAAAACUAUUCGAGUUCAGAAGACACUGAAGGAAAGUUAUGUGACGCAUAAAGACAGUCUGCGGCUGGUUGGAGAGGUCAUCAGUGUUCUGGGUGCUUUCAUCAUACUUUUACUGGAGAUCCCUGACAUAAUACGAGUGGGUGCAAAGCGAUACUUCGGACAGACUGCACUUGGAGGGCCCUUCCAUGUCAUCCUUAUCAGUUAUGCUUGCCUGGUGGUGCUGCUCUGUAUCUUCCGUGUUUGUCAGCUGGAGGGAGAAGCAGAGCUCAUGGCCGUGUGCCUGGUCCUGGGCUGGUGCAAUGUUAUGUUUUUCGCCAGAGGAUUCGAAAUGCUGGGCCCUUACGUCAUCAUGAUCCAGAAGAUCAUAUUUGGAGACUUGACCAAGUUCAUGUGGCUCAGUCUGAUUGUGCUCCUCGGAUUCUCCACUUCUCUCUGGGUGGUGUACAUGACCCAGGACGUAGACGCCAUCCCCGCCUAUCACUCCUUCCCCAUCACGCUCUUCUCUCAGUUUGAGCUCAGCGUGGGGCUUAUAGACUUACCCGUGGACCACACCAUCAUCACGCCCCCUAUCGUCCACGUGUUGCACUGCACUUUCUCUGUGGUCUCCUACAUCCUGCUGCUCAACCUGCUGAUCGCCAUGAUGAGCGACACCCACUGGAGGGUGGCCCAGGAGCGCGACGAGCUCUGGAGGACGCAGGUGGUGGCUACGACGCUGAUGCUAGAGCGGAGGCUGCCCCGCUGCCUCUGGCCUCGUCUGGGCGUCUGCGGCCAGAGCUACGGCCUCACGGAGCGUUGGUAUCUACGGGUUGAAGACAGAAAUGACCCCAUGAUGCAGAAGAUGCGUCGUUACAUCAAAGCUUUCCAGGAGGAGAAGGAGGGACAGGAGAAGAGCGACCCCAUGAAGGACUCCCACACUGACAGUCCGCAACUGCGCCCCAAAAUCAGGGACCAUGGCAGGGGGAGGCCCAUGUCAGGGUGGCAGAUCAUCCGGAACAGUGCCCUGGGACUCAACAUGGAGCCCUUUGAACCAGAAAACGAUGUGAAGUUUGUGUAG